CAACUAAGACAUCAACUCCGCCAUAAGCAUAGCCCGGGAUAACGCCUUCAGAUCCAAUGAAUGGAUUCACGUCUCGUGCAUGGUCUAUGUCUUGGGCUGCUACGAGUUUCGCAAGCGUUAACAUUGCAACACCGGGGAGCUUUUGCACCAUGAGAUCAAAUCUCGGAGCGUCUCUGUGGGCUGCACGAUACUAUGCGACAGCUGCGGCGGUCGCGCAUCGACCGGCUCUUAUGUAUAGGACGAUGACCAGUGCUGAUGGCCUCACCCCGCAUGUACAGCAGCUUCUAUAAUUCAAGAAGGUGCGCAGGUGUAAUGUUACAUGGUCGGAGUACGAUAUGCGUCGAGAAAGGACGGUGACGUCAUAUGAUGUGCAGAGGAAGGCGGGGUCGGGCGUUGCGAACCGGAACUACCAAGUUACCUGAGGUGCUCUUGACAGCAUUCGACAUGCACAUUCAUACCGAUCUCUGCAGGUGAAGAGUUG
Messenger RNA from Didymella exigua CBS 183.55, 481 nucleotides. RefSeq lists its product as uncharacterized. NCBI's taxonomy places the organism in Eukaryota, Fungi, Ascomycota, Dothideomycetes, Pleosporales, Didymellaceae. The coding region runs from base 57 to 290 and encodes 77 amino acids. The record is from RefSeq and is a predicted model, not a curated record. The transcript is spliced from 2 exons.